This is a messenger RNA of Actinia tenebrosa (Australian red waratah sea anemone), 6414 nucleotides long. RefSeq names its product fibroblast growth factor receptor 2. The record is from RefSeq and is a predicted model, not a curated record. NCBI's taxonomy places the organism in Eukaryota, Metazoa, Cnidaria, Anthozoa, Actiniaria, Actiniidae. Gene Ontology annotation, cellular component: signaling receptor complex; plasma membrane. Gene Ontology annotation, biological process: cell surface receptor protein tyrosine kinase signaling pathway; protein phosphorylation; positive regulation of kinase activity. Gene Ontology annotation, molecular function: transmembrane receptor protein tyrosine kinase activity; ATP binding.
AAAGAAACAGUUUGUUCCGUUAUUCAUAAUGUUAAAGCAGAGGGCGGAGUAUUCCAUUGGGCACAAAUGAGUUAAGAUUCACUUCUAUUUGCGAAAUGUUGGCCCACAUAACACUUUUACUGAUGGAACGAGUUUAGUGCAGACAAUAGGACAAUAGAGUAAUGAGACGCCCAGCAUCUUACAACAAUCGUUUUGGUUUUUAUCCAAGUUGACAAGGUUAUUCGGGGACGUAGUUUUCUUUGGCUAAAUAAACAGGCUUAACUGGUUGCUCAUAUUUUUUGCUUCUAAUUUUGCUUGCGCGGGUAACUUUUAGUCUGCGUGCAGCCGAACUAACUUGGGUCCGUACUCUGGUUUCCAAGCGUGGAAUAAAACUUAUCAUUUGUACCGGAAAUACAAGCAUACUGAAACAUCUCUUGUAUUUAGAAAUGAAUGACAGAGGCGUGGUAAAUUGUCACUUGAAGCUAUUGAAACUUUACCCUGACUUUAUUUUCAAAGCCAACAUACCGUAAAACUAAUGCGCCAAUCAAAACUCGACCUGAUUGCGCUUUGCAUAAUUUGACUUACGAAUUUGCUUGUCUUCAAAACUCAUACGAAAACUCAAGUGCAGUGUAAUCCAAUCCAAUCCGCUAAACAAAAACAAACGAGAUCCCAAAACAGCAAGAGGGAAAGAAGAGUUCAAGUUUAUCAACUGCUUGUUUACUUGACAUCUAUGUGUGGACUUCACAUUCGUAUUUGGCACCUAUAAUUGCAUGAUUAAGUCCAUUGAAAACAUGACGACUUUAGUGUGUUGUUAGGAAGGACUACUGUACGUUAUCAAUGCGGACACCAGGACAUCCCUUGAGCCACAUAUGUGCAUCUCUUUCAGACUUUUUUUCCAUUUAACUGGUGCGUCCAAGAUGAGUAGAAAAAUCACAAGGAUUUAAGAUUGUCUAAAAUGGUGAUGCCACGAAGCACGGUUCUGUUGCUCGGGUUGGUAUGGAUCGCUAUAAUCGUGCCAUCGGUUCAACCAGAAUUCUCAGCGCCGAAGUUCACUAACAGGGUAAAGACUAGAUAUGAAGUCCCGAGCAAAAGAACUAUACGAUUACGUUGUUUGGUCAGCGGUAAUCCCACUCCGAGCACAUCGUGGACAAAGGACGGCACUCCGAUCGUGAAAAACUCUCGGAUUAAAAUCGCUAAUAAUCGAUAUCUUAAAAUCAAGAGCUUGGUUGCUUCGGAUUCUGGUCACUAUGUUUGUAUUGCUCGUAACGCUUAUGGUAUGGUCAAUGCUACAAUAGAACUAGUCGUUAAAGCAAUUCCAACAUUCUCAAAGAUAACAGACAGUGACGUCUUAAGCGAGCCAGUGUUUCAUCCCAUCAAGCUUCAUUGCCAAGCAACGGGUUCUGCACCUUUAAAAUAUAAAUGGAUUAAAAACAGCAAAGAAAUCUCAAGAACGAACACUCGAAUCAAUGCGACACAGGGGGUUUUAACCAUAAGCAAUCUAACAUAUUCAGACGGUGGACGGUAUACGUGCAUGGUAUCAAACAAAUAUGGAGUAAUUAACCAUACAUACGACCUUCAUGUUAUUGAUCCAAAUCGUCCACGAUUUUCUGACUGGUCAAAAAUGUCUAACGUACCAACUCGAUGGCAAGUUUUACAAACAAUGAAACUAUCCUGCCAGGCACUGGGUGAAGGACCUUUGGAAUAUCAAUGGCUUAAGAAUGGGAAAACAAUACAAGGACACCCACAUAUUAACAUUUCAUCAGGGUACUUCGAACUAAAAGGGCUUGCUCUUGCUGAUGGUGGAAGCUACACGUGUAGAGUAUCGAAUCAAUAUGGAUCUAUCAACCAUACAUAUACGAUUAGUGUUUUUGACCACAGGGCUCCCAUCUUUCGAGACUGGGAAAAAAUGAAGCUAUCUUUCAUAGCAUGGCCAGCGUCCCAUUCUAAAAAACUGAGCUGCUUAGCAGACGGAGCACAACCUAUCAAGUAUCACUGGCUGAAGGAUGGGAAAGAGAUUCAAAAACGAAGACUGGAUCCUUAUAUGAGCACAACGCUGUCAUAUUUGAAGUUGAAGGAAAUGGUGCCGCGAGAUAAUGGGAAAUAUACCUGUGUGGUUUCCAACGCUUAUGGAACCAUAAACCAUACAUAUACUCUACAUGUGGUUGCCAAAGCAAGAUCAAAACCUAUACUCCAGAGGAACCUUCCAAAGAACACAAGUGUGGCUUUAGGAGAUAACGCAACCAUGACAUGUAUAGUUGUCGUAAGUGGCACCUUGCCUGAUUUUAGGUGGCUCAAAUGGAAACAGGUUCCAAAAACCUACCCAUUACUCGAUAUUGAGUCACAAAAUAAAUCCAAACAAUUUAUCGACCCGAAGUACUACGAAACGAUCAGAUCCGGUGAACGCUACGGUGUCAAGAUGACAAUUGUUAAUGUGACGGAAAAGGAUUUAGGGCUUUAUACGUGUUGGGUCAGAAAUCACAUCGGCAGUGACUACGUCAGCGCUUUCUUGAGCGAGAAGGUUGAGCCUAUAACUGUCAAGUUCCCUGUUGAUGGGCCUAUCUUGAAAGAAGGCAACAUAACUUAUCCACAACACCGAAUACCCAACGAUUUAAAGUCCUCGGAACCGCUGGACGAAGGUGGACGCAUAGCUCUAGGAGUUCUGGCGGCAGUUUUAGCACUGGGCCUCAUAGGGUGUGGAUUCUAUAUAUAUCUGCAUCGUCGAAAAGUGAGCAGCAAAGGCAACAAAAGAAAUUACCCUAACGAGAUACGUUUACCCGAAGCGGAGCAGUUUCAACAAUCUACAACACUGAUAUCUGAGCCUAAUACACCGACAGACGGGAGCUUCCCUGUCAGAUCGUUUAUGUAUCCUCCUAAUACAAGAACUAGAAUUAACUCGUCAAGUUCUGCGAAUUCUUCGACUCCGUUGAUAAGAUACCGGAAUGGAAGUUAUAGAUCAAGGUUUUCUUCUGGCGUUUCAUCAAGAUUAGACUCCAAUAUUACUGAAGAUUUUUAUGAACUUCCCCUUGACGAGGAUUGGGAAAUAGACAGAAGUCAGAUUACGAUUAAAGAACAGCUGGGUGAAGGGGCGUUUGGUCUAGUGAUGAAAGGCGAGGCUGUUGGUAUACCAGAUCAACCAAGUGUGCAAACUGUGGCAGUAAAAAUGCUCAAAGCUGAUGCAACAGAAAACGAAUUGGCAGAUUUGCUAUCAGAGAUGGACACCAUGAAGACAAUAGGAAAACAUAAUAAUAUUAUCAACUUGCUGGGUGCCUGCACUCAAUACGGGCCCUUGUUUGUGGUUGUGGAGUUCGCUCCUCACGGUAACCUGAGACAGUUUUUAAGAGAAAGAAGACCGUCUGAAUACCACAGAUCGCGAUCUGACUCUUCGGGCAGUAGUUCACAGCCAUCAUUAACUAUUAGAGAUUUUAUAUCAUUCUGCUUCCAAAUCUCAAGAGGAAUGGAAUUCUUGUCGUCUAAAAAGUGCAUCCACAGAGAUCUGGCAGCAAGAAACAUCUUGGUCGGGGAGGAUUACGUCAUGAAAAUUGCUGACUUCGGACUGGCAAGAAAUGUUAGAGACAUGGAUUACUACAGGAAAGCCACUGAUGGACGUUUACCAAUCAAAUGGCUUGCGAUAGAAGCUUUAUUUGAUAGGGUUUAUACCACACAAAGCGAUGUCUGGGCCUUUGGCAUUCUACUCUGGGAGAUUUUUACUCUUGGUGGUUCUCCGUAUCCUGGAAUCCCUGUUGAGAAACUAUUCGACCUUCUUAAAUCAGGAUAUCGAAUGCCAAUGCCACAAAACUGUCCAGUGGAAAUGUAUGAGAUAAUGCUCAGUUCUUGGCAUGAGAAUGCGAAGGAGAGACCUUCCUUUACAGAGCUGAAACUAGAGUUUGAUAGAAUGUUAUCAUCAAUGUCGAACAAGGAUUAUCUUGAGAUACUGGCCAAAUCCAUCGAUGACAUCGCAAAUGAAAUGGAGACAACAAUAACGGACGAUUCUAGUUUCGGCAGCAACCAAGAAACUGAGAGUGAAACCUUUGCAGAGUCAGUGUGCUAACAGUCUUUGAUUAUCAGAAUCAUUACCAUGGUUAUAGGUGGCGUCACCAUGGUGAUCAUAACGUCCUUGGUAACAUCAUGAUGGUAACCACAACAUUACCUUGGUAACCUGGACAUCACUUUCGGCAGCAACCAAGAAACUGAGAAUGAAACCUUUGCAGAGUCAGUGUGCUAACAGUCUUUGAUUAUCAAAAUCAUUACCAUGGUUAUAGGUGGCGUCACCAUGGUGAUCAUAACGUCCUUGGUAACAUUAUGAUAGUAACCACAACAUUACCUUGGUAACCUGGAUAUCACCUUGGCAACUUGUAAUUCUUCGUUACAACAUCAAUUCAACAUCACUAUGGUAAUCCAACAUCACUAUGAUAAUCAAGCAAUGCCAUGGUAAUACAUCACUAUGGCAACCGAAGUGAUCUCUAAUGAUGUUCGUAAAUCGAUUCCCCCGUUUUUGGUGGCACAAACAGUCGUUGUCAUCCAUUAUAUGGUAAUACCGAAAAGGAAAAAGAAACAAAGUGAGAGAAAGAAAAUGCCACACUUGUCUGUGCACUGACAAAGCUUUUUGUCAAGCAAACGGAACAUUCAAGGGAUAAAUCGUCAGAAAUUCCUUGGUUGAGAAGCAGUACAAGAAUUUGCAAGACAAGGCAUUUUACAAGAAUCAUUUCCCAACGUUAAAAAAGAAGAAAAACUCUUACAAAAACUACGAAUUGUACAAAAAUAUACACAUAUAUACCAACUGAGUGCGAAUAGUUUCCUCAGACUUAUAGAGCUGUUAAGUUGUGACGUAUUUCCGGGUCCAACUUUUUACAAAAAACUAAGAUUAAACAACAAAAUUUUCUCAAUGAUUUAACCUCCACUUGAAGCAAUUAGAAUUAUUGAUGGUUUUCACGGCGGCCAUGUUGGAGGAACUUAACAAAAGAAUUGUCAAUGAACUCUUUUGUUAUAUCCUCCAACAUGGCCGCCGUGUCUUUUGUUAUUUAAUUCUCUUGGGAAUGAUUGAAAACCAUCAAUUUGGACGUCAAAUCCUGUCAUGAAGGAAAAAAGUAAGAACAAUCUUGAUAGAGCUACUUUUCGUUUUGGACCCGGAAGUCGUCUUCCUAUAGCUUUAUAUGUGCAUAUUGCAUUACGCAUGAAGAAAGGAAUGAUCGCAUUCUAGAAAAUGAAACCCCGAAUGAAGAUUGCAGAUAAUUUUUAAGGGGGUAGGGGAAGGGAGGGUAAAAUCGAAACAAACAUUUCAUCAAAAAUCAAAUAUACUUGCAGAAUGAUACUGAUUUACAGCAUAGAUCAAACUUGAUUUUUAAAACAUUAAUGAGAAAACAUCUCAGCUUUGACACCUGUGUUGAAUCGAUAGUAUUAAGAUCCAGCUGUCUGCAAAAAUUCACAGAGAUCCCUAAGGCAUUUAUGUUACUUUAAUGUAUUUGUCUGCCGGUAACUAUCUAAAAUUGCGCAUUAAAUGAAAGUCAGUACUAUGAUUUGGUGCUGGUCGCAAAAGGAUUCACAUCGGAUUCCACAUCGGAUUUGCAUCGGAUUUGCAUCGGAUUCGCAUUGCUUUAUAAUGGAUUCCCUGGUUGCUGAAGUUGCUAUCCCAGAAAGGAACCUGUCUCAUAAUGGCAGGCUCUUCAUAUGUUUAUUGCACUGAAUUUACAACAAUGCCUUUAAAAAUGGAGUAUGCCUUAAGACUUAAAAUCCUUUCGCAAAGUUGUUGUUCAUUUAACAAAAAAGAACCUAGGACAGUGUCUUCCAAAGGUUUUUUUUAGCUCAGGGCGUUGUCUCUAGAACUUACUACUCUAGGCCAAAUAACCCUAACAUGAUAUGGGCCCCUUGCAUUGAUUUCCAAGAGGAAUUGUUCUGGGGACAAAACAAUAGGCCGUCUUUUCUUGUGCAAAAAAAAAAUCCAUUGGUUUGUCCCUCAGAACAAUUCCUCUCGGGACUCAAGGGGUCUAUAUUUGUAAAAGAAUAUUUUAGGUUCCACUGUAUGUUGUUUAGAAAUAGCGAUCGCAGACCUUUAAAAUUAUGAAUGUAAAUUUACAAAGAAUAACUGUUGUAUAUAAUCUAUGGAAAAAAUCUCUACAGAAAAAAUGAUAGGAAACACUGCCUAAAAUCAUUGCAAUGUUACCACGUAUUUUAGUGAGGAAAUGGUAGCCUUCCUUGGAACGGAAAAUACAUGAAGUUAUAGCGUUUUUUUGUGAAGUAGGAGUUCGGCGACUUUACAAAAUAGACCAUAAUGGACCUGUCCUUCAUGGUCUCUCGCUUUUCAAAAUGGCCGCUACCGUGAGAGGGACCGACCGACUGUCCCGAUUCCACUGUCGUAACUCUAAUUUUAUAGGUGCUUUCUCGAUCUCGACUAAUGUGCAAACGAAGAAAACAAAAUGAAAAAUAAAGAAUUGAACUAAA